Molecule: messenger RNA, 390 nt
Organism: Dendrobium catenatum
Lineage: Eukaryota; Viridiplantae; Streptophyta; Magnoliopsida; Asparagales; Orchidaceae
Exons: 1
Source: RefSeq, a predicted model, not a curated record
AUGAAUCCCUUGAAGUGCGCCUUUGGUGUCACUUCAGGGAAAUUCUUAGGAUUCGUGGUGAGGCACCGAGGAAUUGAGAUCGACCCUGCUAAAAUUGAAGCCAUAUUAGAUAUGUCAUCUUCUAAGAGUCUUACUCAGUUAAGGUCUCUACAUGGUAGAUUGGCAUAUAUAAGGAGGUUUAUUUCUAACCUUUCCGGGAGAUGUCAACCCUUCUCUGUUCUUGCAAAGAAAGAUACUAAAUUCGUAUGGGACGAGAAGUGCCAGAAUGCUUUUGAUGAUAUUAAACAAUACCUUUCCAACCCGCCAGUUCUGGCAGCCCUAAUUUCGGGGAAACCAUUAAUCCUUUACACUGCGGCUUUAGACGAGUCUUUAGGCUCCUUGCUAGCUCAA